GGUUCGAGUCCAGGCAGGGGGUAUUCUGCCACCUUCUUCCCAGAGGGAAACGGACUCAGCUCGGGAUGGGGUAUUAACCGCCAGGCAGCAUUGGGACGUUGCUAGCUUGUGGAGUGGGAUCACUCCAGCGGCCGGGAGGUCCGUGCAAUAACCCCCCCCCCCCCUAAAAGCUUCAGCUACUCUAGCUACUCUGCCAAACACCAAAUAUAUCUAAAAAGCUACAGCUACUAGCCAUCAGCCACCGGCUACUUUUACCAAACAUACCCCAAGUGAUACACCAAUGUUUAGUCUAAAAUUCGUCAUUUGUGUGCAAUUCAAGUCAUGUGUGUGUGUGAAUGAGGGUCACCAAAUCAGGGAGACAAACGGAGAAGCCACAUGGAGCCGUUUUGGACAGGGCGCCUGUUUGAUUUUUCUUUCGGACACGUUCGUGGGUGGCUGCCACACCCCUUGAAAAAAAGUAGUGUAUAUUUUUGGCAAAAUACCUAACCGCGCCCUUUGAAAUAUGGAUAAAACGCCUAAUCCGCACCCUUUGAAAAAAAUUUUGGGUCCGCCACUGAGGACAUCAUACUACUUGAAUAUGGUUUGGUCAUUUUAACUACUUGAAUGUAAUUUUCAAAGUCUUAACCCAUUGAGUCUCUGUGUUUUCCGAUGGUACGGUUCGGUUUUCAAUACCGAAUACCAUUUGCUCAUCCCUAGAUGACAUUAUGACAUUGGCAACCGGUAGGUGGUGUCAGUGUCAAGGACGAUUGAGGAGGCAGUUGUGGUGCCCAUGACGACCAUUAGGCUAUACGGUAUGGGGGUCGGCCCCGGCCCGUCGCGGGUCGGCGACGGUCCACACACCGUGCCGCCCCCUACCGUCUCCGUCUUCUCCGUCCGAAAAGGGACGUUGGCGACGACGCAAAGAUGUGGGCCCCCCUAUUAAAAUAUGACCGUUAAUAAUAAAAAAAAUUAAAUUUCUAUUUUUUGAAUAAAGCCAAACGGCUAGAUUUUUAAAAUAUAUAAAUUAAACCCCCAUUUUCACUAUCAAACACCAAAUUAACUUCCACAAUUCACCAUUUUCUCCUAUAAUUUUUACACUCUCUUCCACUACACUCUCAACCUUCUUCCACAUAAUUUUCAUGGAUCCGUUCAACAACCCCGAUACUCCCAACACGCCUUCGAACAACCCGAAUACUCCCACCAAUCCGACCCAACCAAAUGUUUUUUCGGUUCCGGGGUAUUAUCCAACGCUAGAACCGAACCAAUUCUCCCAAUUUUCAUCGAACGCUUUUGCGUCAUUCCAACAAUCGCCCAACCAAUUCACUCAAAUCUCCCAAAAUCAAGCUCUUCAACAAAUGAUGAUGCGGGGUGCUUGGAACUUUCCACCCGUUCAACCUCAACCGAUCCCCACACCCCCCGUUCAACCCCAACCGAUCCCCACACCCCCCGUUCAAUCCGAACCCGAAGAUGAUGUGGAGAUUGUGCCCGAAACCCAACCGCCAAAAGGGAAAGGAAAACGAAACAAAGGGAAACAAGUAGCGGGUGAUCAAGCGUCGAAACCGAAGGCGAUUAAAUGGACCCCAAUCGAAGAAGAAGCAUUAGCCAAGGCUUUCCUUGGCACUUCCGACAACCCGGUAAAAGGUAACAAUCAACCGGGUGACGGGUUUUGGUCCAAAGUAUUGACCAAGUUUCUCGCCAUGAUGGACCAAGGCCCGUAUAGAGAUAUCGACUCGGUUUCCUCGAAGUGGCGAAAAUUGAACUCGGCCAUUAAUCGGUUUUGCGAGGAGUAUAACAAAUUAUAUACAAGUGACCGUCGUAGCGGGUGGAACGACGAGGAUGUGUUCAAAAUGGCAUUGCAAAAGUAUAAGCAAAAUCAUGGUUCCAACUUUCCUCACGUUCGCGCGUGGAUGGUUGUAAAAGACGACCCAAAAUGGUCGCCCAUUCCUAACGAGGUGGCGAUGGCGAAACGCCAAAAAACAUCGGAAACGGGUAGUUUAAGCGCCGGUGGGUCGGACGCGAGGUGUCACAUUAACUUAAAUGAUGACGCCGACUAUGACGAAGACGAGUAUAACGUACGUGAACCCGACCGUCCACCGGGCCGAGACAAAACAAAAAAGGAGCGGGCCAAGGGAAAAGGAAAGGAAACGGUGGACCCGAACAUGGUUGAGUUUAUGGAACACCUAAAAGUGUACAACGACAUAUCGGCCCAAAAGUCGAAGACGAAGGAGCGGGCCGUCGAAGAAAAAAGCCGUGCAUCGGACGAGAAGUUAAAAGAAAAGGUCCGAUUGUCGAAUGAGAAAAUCCGAAUCUCCGAUGAAAAAAUUCGGCUUAAGGAAUGGGAAAUAAUGAUGAUUAAUGUCGAGAACGAACCCGAGCCGAGACGUUCGAUGUUGAAAAAACUACAAGACGACAUCAUGAAAAAGCAUCAAAUUAUUUAACUUUAUGUUUAUUUUUAUUAAGUCUUUU
Molecule: messenger RNA, 2445 nt
Organism: Helianthus annuus (common sunflower)
Lineage: Eukaryota; Viridiplantae; Streptophyta; Magnoliopsida; Asterales; Asteraceae
Product: glutathione S-transferase T3-like
Exons: 2
Coding region: 1119-2417 (432 amino acids)
Source: RefSeq, a predicted model, not a curated record